AAAGCUUUUAAAGCAAAAAUAAUAUUGGAACCGCAUAAAGGGAUGCCGGGGAAUACCGGUACUUUAACCGUUAAAAAGCCGGUUAUUUGCUUUAAAUGCGGGCAAUUGGGCUAUAUUGCUGCAGCAUGCAAAAUACGAACGGAUAACCCGAAAAUUCCGUUAGCUUUAGCAACCAUACAAAAAGCAAAAAAAAAAAAGCCCGAAGUACGGUAUUACGGGUAUGGGGAAUUGGGUUAUAUCCGGCCGGCGUGCUUUAAAAAAAGCAAAAUAUUGCUACUUAAUUCGAUACCGUUAUUUGGCCGUUUAAAUACCGGGGCUUAA
Gaeumannomyces tritici R3-111a-1 is the source of this 321-nucleotide messenger RNA. RefSeq lists its product as hypothetical. The record is from RefSeq and is a predicted model, not a curated record. The annotation marks the transcript as partial. Gene Ontology annotation, molecular function: nucleic acid binding; zinc ion binding. The transcript has a single exon. Lineage: Eukaryota; Fungi; Ascomycota; Sordariomycetes; Magnaporthales; Magnaporthaceae.